GUCCCACACAGCCCACUGCCUGAUGUCACCCUUGCCAUUGGUCACAUUGGUGUCGCGACCUUCAGCUGAUCAUGCUAGCGCUAGCAGGGCCAGCUAGAUCGAGAGUCGAGAGUCGAGACCCGCUUGAAACCACUCAUCAACAAUCCGAGCAGCCUUCGCACCACCUUUCUUAGAGCUGCACGCUUGCAGAUCGAUGGCGGAUCCGCCUGCUCAACCCAGCAACCAGGCAGAGCUGCUGCAGGAUCCAGCCGCGCGCAAAAGUGAUGCGCAGUCGGGGCCAGCAGCUCCUCAAAGCGAUGCAACGGAGCAGUUUCGGAUGCCCAGCCCUGAGGAGAUGCAAGCGCAGGACUUCAUGAACAAUUGCUUUGUGAGGUCGGCCUUUGCGGGCGUUGCAGGCGGAGGAAUGGGGCUGUUUAUGGGGCUCCUUUUGGGCAGUUUCAGCGACCCGUUCGUUGACGAGACGGGGUGGACGUCACGACAAAAGCUGAUGCACACGCUGCGCCAGAUGGGGUCUCGCAGCUACAGCACUGCAAAAGCGUUUGCGGUCAUGGGAGCGGUCUUCUCCGGCAGCGAAUGUGUCAUCGAAAAGGCUCGGGCCAAGCACGAUAUGUACAACGGAAUGCUAGCGGGCUGCUUUACCGGGGGGGUGCUUGCCGCCCAAGCUGGGCCACAAGCAGCGUGUAUAGGAUGUGUUGGAUUCGCUGCCUUUUCGGUUGUCAUAGACAAGUUCUUGGAACGCGACUGAUUACAUGGUGUCGUUACAUAGAUUCAAUUCCAUUGAUCCAGAUUCGAGACUGGGACCCGAUUGUUUUAAAAGCUUUGAUAUCAAUUCUUUCAACUUGUUUUGUGUUUGAUACUUCAGGAAAUCAGGUGAACUGAAGGGAUCGAUCGUCAGUUCGUCAAGAAUUUUUGAGUGAAAGCCGCAAUGGGAAUGGUUUAUGAGCUGGACGGUCAUGUUGCUCUCUUCAGUCAAGCCUUACAUAGAAAUGGACUGUGGCGGGCCAGUAAACUGCAAUUGUAAUGUUCGAG
This is a messenger RNA of Klebsormidium nitens, 1029 nucleotides long. Lineage: Eukaryota; Viridiplantae; Streptophyta; Klebsormidiophyceae; Klebsormidiales; Klebsormidiaceae. The record is from the annotation of a GenBank genome assembly.